This is a messenger RNA of Brenthis ino (lesser marbled fritillary), 831 nucleotides long. Lineage: Eukaryota; Metazoa; Arthropoda; Insecta; Lepidoptera; Nymphalidae. The record is from the annotation of a GenBank genome assembly.
AUGGCAGCGACGAGUGUUGUCGUUCUCGACAGAGGCAACAAUACAACUUGUACCGUAAAUCUUUUCGGUGCUACUGUGGUAUCAUGGCGGGUUAACAAUCAAGAACAGUUAUUUGUAAGUAAACAGGCUGUGUUCGACGGGAAGAGAGCGAUACGGGGAGGAAUACCGUUUGUAUUUCCGCAAUUCGGACAAUGGGCGUUCGGUCCACAGCACGGGUUCGCGCGGGUGGCACGCUGGCACGUAGAGAAGAUGCCGGAGAGACUGCCCAGCGGGGAUGUGGAAGCUGUUUUCAGCCUCAUGGACGAUGACUUCACGCGAUCUAUGUGGCAUUUCCAGUUUAGACUGACAUACCGCCUUAUCCUGCGGGAGAAGGAGUUGCACUUCAACAUCGGGGUGUACAAUCCAAGCAAGGAGCUCACUUUCAGCUGCCAACUGCUCCUGCACACUUACUUCAAGGUGCCCGACGUGCGGCGCUGCCAGAUCACCGGCAUGCAUGGCUGUAUGUUCAUUGAUAAGACACGAGAAGGCGCAGUGUACCAAGAGACGCGCGAGGUGGUGAGCAUCAACGAGUGGACGGAUCGCAUCUACCAGAACACCAUGCAGGAGCACAUCAUCACCAACGUGGUGAGCGGCCGCAAGAUGAGGAUACAGAAGUACAAUUUCCCAGAUACCGUGAUCUGGAACCCGUGGUCGGAGUUCGCGAAGGAGAUCCCUGACUUCGGGGACGACGAGUUCCCCAACAUGGUGUGCGUGGAGGCGGGCCGCGUGGCCGCGCCCAUCGUGCUGCUGCCCGGCACCGCCUUCGAGGCCAGCCAGAUACUACAGGUGAUG